ACGCCUCGGGUUUCUUUGUCGCGUGCAUAACGUUCACGUCGAAGAGUUAUACCCCGCAGCACAACCUUUCGCAGAAAUUUUCAGUGGACUGGGACAGCUGAAAGGAGUGGAGUAUACAAUGAAGCUAAAGCCAGGAGCCGUAGGAGUCGUCGUGCCAGCCAGGAGAGUUCCAGUGGCCCUUCAAGACAAAGUCAAAGAAGAGCUUCAGCGCAUGGAAGAACAAGGCGUGAUAGCCAAGGUAAAGGGCCCGACGGAAUGGUCAAGUUACAUGGUCACAGUCGUUAAGAAAGAUAAAGUGCGGAUCUGCCUAGACCCCAUAGCGCUGAACAAGGCAUUGUUACGGGAACACUAUCCGAUGCCUACUCUAGAAGACGUUGUGCCAAAGCUUGCGGGCGCCAACGUUUUUUCAACCUUAGACGCAGCAUCGGGGUUUUGGCAGAUAAAGCUAGACGACUCAAGUUCGAAACUUUGUACAAUGAGUACACCGUACGGACGCUACCGCUUCUUGCGCAUGCCUUUUGGCAUUGCCUCUGCUCCGGAGAUAUUUCAGGCAGCGAUGCACCGCGUCCUAGAAGGUCUGCCAAAUGUCGCAGUAGUAAUGGAUGACAUUCUUCUCUGGGGCAAGACUAAGCAAGAGCACGACCACAGUCUACAGCUUCUUUUAACGCGCUGCCGAGAACAGAAUCUUCGACUAAAUUUGAAGAAAUGCUUCUUUUUGCAGCGAGAGGUGCGCUACCUGGGACACGUGCUCAGCGCCGAAGGACUGCGCGUGGACGCGCAACGUAUUCAAGACAUUCUGGAAAUGCCGACACCAAAAAACUCCUCUCAACGCUCUCUGCAAGAUUUACUAGCAGCAACCAAUGAUGACGACACCCUCGUAAAGCUACGGGAGUAUGCGAAUACAACGUGGCCGCUUCACAAGCAAGAAGUCCCUGAGCCACUUAGGACGUACUGGGCGUACCGGGACGAGAUACAUGCACAGGACGGCCUCGUGUUUCGAAGCAACAAGGUAAUUCGAGAGUUUCGUACAACAACUGCAAGCUCUCUUAACACGCGGUGUUCUCAAAUUUUCUCGGUCCAUGGCUUGCCCAGGAAGUUGUGCACGGACAAUGGACCGCCCUUUAACAGCCGUGAGUUUAAGGACUUUCUCAACACCUUGGGCGUUGAUCACAUCACCUCAAGCCCCUAUCACCCGCGUUCCAAUGGCAUGACGGAGAGAGCGGUUCAGGAAGCAAAAAAGCUUUUAAAGAAGUGUUCCUUUAAGAUGCCUGUGUUUCAAAUGGCUUUACUUGAAUGGCGCAAUACCCCACGUGAUGAUGUGCUCCAGUCCCCCGUGCAGAGGCUGAUGGGACGCCAGACUAGGACUCGUCUACCAGUACCUACCAGCCACUUGGAGCCACGGACAAUUCCAUCUGACGUGGUCCAGGGCCGCCUUCAAGACAUACGCCAACGACAGAGGACCUACUACAAUCGUGGCAGCAGGAAUCUGUCGCCUGUGAUGCCAGGUCAGCAGGUCACAGUGUACGAUACAAACGAGCGGACCUGGUCUCCCGCCGUCGUUCUCCGACCAGCUGAUGAACACCGCUCGACCAUCGUCCAGACUGAAGACGGCCGGGAACUUCGGCGCACACGAGAGCACCUUCGCCUGGUAGACCCGCAACCGGAAGUGAGCCACGUGCCCGAAGGCGGAUCUUCCACAGAGCCCCCGCAAGAACUACGGAGAAGCACAAGACAGCGACGCGAGCCCUGUCGGUACCCUCAACAGGAGAUACGUUAA
Molecule: messenger RNA, 1777 nt
Organism: Dermacentor silvarum
Lineage: Eukaryota; Metazoa; Arthropoda; Arachnida; Ixodida; Ixodidae
Exons: 3
Coding region: 119-1777 (552 amino acids)
Biological process (GO): DNA integration
Molecular function (GO): nucleic acid binding
Source: RefSeq, a predicted model, not a curated record